Apis laboriosa (Himalayan honeybee) is the source of this 926-nucleotide messenger RNA. RefSeq names its product eukaryotic translation initiation factor 3 subunit J (gene eIF3j). The transcript has 6 exons. NCBI's taxonomy places the organism in Eukaryota, Metazoa, Arthropoda, Insecta, Hymenoptera, Apidae. Bases 140 to 850 code for a protein of 236 amino acids. Gene Ontology annotation, molecular function: translation initiation factor activity. The record is from RefSeq and is a predicted model, not a curated record. Gene Ontology annotation, cellular component: cytoplasm; eukaryotic translation initiation factor 3 complex.
AUCUUGCAAAAAAGGCACACGCUUUCCUCGCGCAGUAUGGCUCGCUUGAUUCCAGUCGUGAUCUGUUCGACCACGUUAGUUCGAAAAGAUUUUGUUUCAUUUAUAAACGAAAUCGUGCGCAAAUAAUCCAAAAUACAUCAUGGAUGAUGAGUGGGAUGUCGAAAACGCUGAAGCGAAAUUCGACCUCGCUAUUAGAUCCAACAAGUGGGAGGGUGAAGACGAAGACGAAGAUGUCAAGGAUAGUUGGGAAGAUGUUGAAGAAGAAAAGAAAGAUGUAGAAAAACCUGCAGAAGUGCCUAAAGCUAAGCCAAAGCCAAAGAAAGCUUUGGCAGAAAGAAUUGAAGAACGUGAGAAAAAGGCAAGAGCAGAGGCAGAGAGAAAAGCUAAAGAAAAAGAGGAAGCAUUAACACCUGAGGAAAGGAGAGCAGAACAAUUAAGACGUCAAAGGCUCCAAGAAGAAGCUGAUCUACGUCUUGCCAUGGAAACUUUCGGUGUGACUGAAGAAUCUGUGUUGAGCUUGGAUACCACAGUACCUAACACAAAAGAAGAAUUUGAGCAGUAUGGAAGUGUACUUACACAAAAGCUGAACCAACUUGCUAAACACUCUGAGUUUCCUCCAUUUGGAGAAGAACUUAUUAAAUCUGUUGCUCUUAAUUUACCCUCAUCACAUUUGAAGAAGGUUAAAACAUUGGUCGAUAAUUUGUUGAUUGAAAAGCAAAGAAUCGAAAAAGCAGAAAAGGCAAAAAAGAACAAAGGCAAGGGAAAGGCAAAAUUGAAAAUUGAAGGUGACAACACUCUUUUGAGCGAAUACGGCGACUAUGUUUACGAUGAUUAUGACGAUUUCAUGUAGCGACCUUUUCAUCCCAUAUUCUUAUUAUUCCCUAAUUCCUUUUCUAGUCGCCUAAAUACACGCAGAUGGUUAUUAA